Messenger RNA from Syngnathoides biaculeatus (alligator pipefish), 4111 nucleotides. RefSeq names its product actinin, alpha 2b (gene actn2b). The coding region runs from base 89 to 2779 and encodes 896 amino acids. Gene Ontology annotation, cellular component: Z disc; cortical actin cytoskeleton; cell projection. Gene Ontology annotation, biological process: actin cytoskeleton organization; muscle cell development. The record is from RefSeq and is a predicted model, not a curated record. The transcript has 21 exons. Gene Ontology annotation, molecular function: calcium ion binding; actin filament binding. NCBI's taxonomy places the organism in Eukaryota, Metazoa, Chordata, Actinopteri, Syngnathiformes, Syngnathidae.
UAACCACAAGAAGUUUCCCGUCCUCCAUAGCAACUUCAUUCGUAUAUCUUACUCAACUCAAAAAAGUCGAGUUUUGGGGAGCUCAAAGAUGAUGACCAUGACCCAAAUGGAGACCACGGUGCGCUACGACAACGGCUACGAGGAUGAGUACAUGCUCCAGGAGGACGAGUGGGACCGGGACAUGCUGCUCGACCCGGCUUGGGAGCAACAGCAGAGGAAAACCUUCACUGCCUGGUGUAACUCCCACCUGAGGAAAGCUGGCACUCAAAUUGAAAACAUUGAAGAAGACUUGAGGAAUGGACUGAAACUCAUGCUGCUUCUGGAAGUGAUCUCAGGUGAGAGGUUACCUAAACCGGACAGAGGGAAGAUGCGCUUUCACAAGAUUGCUAAUGUCAACAAAGCACUGGACUUCAUCACAAGCAAAGGGGUAAAAUUGGUCUCCAUCGGAGCAGAAGAGAUUGUGGACGGGAAUGUAAAGAUGACGCUUGGAAUGAUCUGGACGAUAAUCCUCCGCUUUGCCAUUCAGGACAUUUCUGUUGAAGAAACAUCAGCCAAAGAGGGUCUCCUCUUGUGGUGUCAGAGAAAGACCGCCCCCUACAGGAAUGUCAAUGUCCAGAACUUCCAUGUCAGCUGGAAGGACGGCCUGGCCUUCUGCGCACUGAUUCACAGACACAGACCCGACCUGCUCGACUACUCUAAGCUCAGCAAGGAUGAUCCCCUGGGCAACCUGAACCUGGCUUUUGACAUAGCUGAGAAACACCUGGACAUUCCCAAAAUGCUCGAUGCCGAAGAUAUCAUCAACACGCCGAAGCCUGACGAAAGAGCCAUCAUGACUUAUGUGUCCUGCUUCUAUCAUGCUUUUGCCGGUGCGGAACAGGCUGAGACGGCUGCCAACAGAAUCUGUAAAGUACUGGGUGUAAACCAGGAGAAUGAGAAACUGAUGGAGGAGUACGAGAGGCUGGCCAGCCAGCUGCUGGAAUGGAUCCGCCGCACCACUCCCUGGCUGGAGAACCGGACCCCGGAGAAGACCAUGGCAGAGAUGCAGAGGAAGCUGGAGGACUUCCGGGACUACAGGCGCCAGCACAAGCCUCCCAAAGUCCAGGAGAAGUGCCAGUUGGAAAUCAACUUCAACACGCUGCAGACCAAGUUGCGAAUCAGCAACCGGCCUGCCUUCAUGCCCUCCGAGGGGAAGAUGGUGUCUGAUAUUGCCACAGCUUGGCAGGGCUUGGAGCAUGCAGAAAAGGGUUACGAGGAGUGGCUCCUUACAGAGAUUCGCAGGUUGGAGAGACUGGACCACCUGGCCGAAAAAUUUCGCCAAAAAGCCACCAAUCACGAAAACUGGGCAAGCGGCAAAGAAAUGUUGCUCUCCCUGAAGGAUUACGAAACUGCCACCCUGACACAAAUAAAGGCAAUGCUUCGAAAACACGAGGCCUUUGAGAGCGACUUGGCAGCCCACCAGGACAGAGUGGAGCAGAUCGCUGCCAUUGCCCAGGAGCUAAAUGAGCUGGACUACCAUGACGUGGCAGCUGUCAACCAGCGUUGCCAGAGUAUCUGCGACUUAUGGGACCGACUUGGAACCCUCACCCAGAAAAGGAGGGAGGCAUUGGAGCGUACAGAUAAGCUGCUAGAAACCAUCGAUCAAUUGUUCCUGGAGUUUGCCAAGCGGUCUGCUCCUUUCAACAACUGGAUGGAGGGAGCCAUGGAAGACCUGCAAGACAUGUUUAUGGUGCACACUAUAGACGAGGUCCAGAGUCUAAUUGCGGCUCACGAGCAGUUCAAAGCAACUCUCCCGGAGGCGGAUGCUGAGCGACAGGCCAUCCUGGGAAUCAACAAUGAGGUGCAGAAAAUUUCUCAGAGCUACGGGAUCAAGGCCAACAUUAUCAACCCCUACAGCACCAUCACGACCGACGAGCUCCUCGUCAAAUGGGACAAGGUGAAGAAGUUAGUUCCUCAGAGGGACAGCGCCAUGCAGGAAGAGCUGGCGCGCCAGCAUUCCGACGAAAGGUUGAGGCGGCAGUUUGCCGCACAGGCUAAUCUCAUCGGACCCUGGAUUCAGGCCAGGAUGGAGGAGAUCGGACGCUGCUCCCUGGAAAUAGGAGGCACCCUGGAGGACCAGAUGACCCAAUUGAAGCAGUGCGAGCACGUCAUCGUCGCGUACAAGCCCAACAUCGACAAGCUGGAGGGCGACCACCAGCUCAUCCAGGAGUCGCUGGUGUUUGACAACAAACACACCAACUACACCAUGGAGCACAUCCGCGUCGGCUGGGAGCUCCUCCUCACGACCGUCGCCCGUACCAUCAAUGAGAUCGAAACCCAGAUCCUGACCCGCGACGCCAAAGGCAUCAGCCAACAGCAGAUGAAUGAAUUCAGAUCUUCUUUCAACCACUUCGAUCGGAAGAAAAAUGGCGCCAUGGAAACAGACGAUUUCCGAGCCUGCCUCAUCUCUAUGGGCUACGAUUUGGGCGAGGUGGAGUUUGCCCGGAUAAUGAUCCUUGUUGACCCCAACGGAACCGGAAUCGUGUCUUUCCAGUCCUUCAUCGACUUUAUGACCAGAGAAACUGCUGAUACUGACACUGCCGAGCAGGUUGUGGCAUCCUUCCGGAUUCUGGCAGCUGAGAAGCCUUACAUCCUUGUGGAGGAGCUGAGGAGAGAACUGCCUCCCGAGCAGGCCGAAUAUUGCAUCAUGAGGAUGCCGCCGUACAAGAUCCCAGGAGCGCCACCGGGGGCGUUGGACUACACCGCUUUCUCCACUGCCCUCUACGGAGAGAGCGACCUCUAACCCCCUCACGCAGCAGCCUCAGCCCGCUACCGUUUUCUUGAUUUAGGAAUUUAGGCAAUCUGUCAUGAAAGGGGGUUCAAUUGUGUUGAAUGUUUGGAUUCAUUUGUAAGAGUUUCCCGCUAAAAGAUGCCUGCCAAUUCACUGAAAUAUUCAUAUUCAAAAUGCCAUGCAUUGUUUUAAAAAGCCCUUGCAGUUACCCUUUGCGAAUACCAUUUCCGCUUCGAGCUGAAUACGAUCUAAAAGGCCAUUUUGAGAUGCUUGAAAGGGGACGUAUUAUACCAUGUUUUAAAAAUAGUUUUCAUAAUAUGUCAAUGACAUGCUUUCAUCACAAUACCCCAAACAGCAACAAUUGUCGCACUCGUUUUGUCUGUCUUUCGGAAUCUAAGACAUUUUUUGGGGCUAAUUGCCUCAUGCAAGUAAACAAGUGUAUACUUCACUGGUAGGGCAUUGGCGAAUAUAUUUUUGAGGAUUGGGGCUCAGCACCUGAGCGAUACUACUAAAGUGAUUUCAUGUUUGCGGGAGUGGAGGCCAGAGUGUACAAUAGAAAGUAUUUUCACUUGUGUAUGCAGCACUUCAUACACUAAUUUGUGUAAGUGGCUGAUGUAUGGUAACUCAUUGCAGCACUGCUUACCUUUUGGCUUUAAAAUCAUGGCAAGGGUGUCUCACCACGUGGGAGGUAUGUGUGUCUCUGCACGAUUGUGUUUUAGACAGUUUGGUUUGAAAGUGGCUCCGGAUCUUCGCCUGCCCCCCCCAGUUGAUCAUGUCGUGGGCAGAGAAAUGUGUACGUGGCUAUUAUGUACGUAAAUGCACAAAUUGUUGCCGACAGAGCCAUUUUCAGAAAAAGGCAAAUAAGAAAAGAUUGACUUUUGUUUUUUUUUUACUUUCUCACUUGGGGUGGGUUGGGACAUACCCAAGAGACCCAACUAUUUGUAUACAAGCCUAUAAAAAAUUCAAUUUUCCAUAAUAUGUUCCCUUGAAGCAAUUAAAGACGUACUCAAAAAUGAAUUCCCAAACUACACCCACAAAUCAUAACACAGUACUCAAAUGGACAGAGAAUUCAUGAAAGUAAAAUAUUUGAAGUUAUACUUUAAAGGCAUACCCAUACACACACAAAAGUUUAUUUCUAUGAAUAAUUUAAACAUUCUUCUGUGUGUUUUUAUGCUUUCAAUCUAUUAGCUGAUUAAAUAUGUGCACUGUCGUUUGGAAUUAUUAGCCAAAUUUCCUUUGCUCACGCAUGUUUCAACUUUUAUUUCUGUUUAAAUUUACACUCAUUCAUCCCGAUUUGGCCAACAACGCAGUCAGAUUUGUCUCACGUGACUUUUCGUUUUACCC